CCUCUCUUUUGCCUUAUCUCUGACUCUUUUCUAACUGUCCUUUUCUCAAUUGGUCCAUAAAUAUAUUUACUGCUAUUCUGCUACGUAUGCCAAUCCUACAAAGAUCAUACUUAGUCCUACCAACUCUUAAAUCCUUCUUCAAACAUCCAUCUCGUUAUCAGUCCCCUCUUCCACAACUCUACAAACGAACCAUGUCCUCCGCAAUGUCCAAACGUCUCGAGGGCAAAACCAUUGUUAUAACUGGUGCCUCGUCUGGGAUUGGCAGAAGUACCGCUUUAGAAUUUGCGAGAACUUCUCCUAAAGAUUUGAGAUUGAUCUUGACAGCUAGAAGAAUUGAUGUUCUGGAAGAAGUAAAGAAAGAUAUUGAGAAGGAAUGUGGUGAGGGAGUUAAAGUUUUGGCUGUGAAAUUGGAUGUUAGUAAACCUGAGGAGGUGAAAGGUUUUGUUGGUGGAUUACCGGAAGAAUGGAGGGAGAUUGAUGUUUUGGUCAAUAAUGCUGGUCUAGUCAAAGGUGUAGCACAAGCUCCAUCUAUCGCUGAAGAAGAUAUCAAUAUCAUGUUCGCAACAAACGUAACUGGUCUCAUCUACAUGACCCAAGCUGUCCUCCCAAUUUUCAAAGCGAGACCCGAUGGCGGAAAGGGUGAUAUUAUAAACAUUGGCAGUAUUGCAGGAAGAGAACCAUAUCAAGGAGGAAGUAUCUAUUGUGCCACUAAAGCAGCCAUUAGAAGUUUUGGAGAUUCGUUAAGGAGGGAGUUGAUUGCUACAAGAAUAAGAGUCAUUGAAAUCGAUCCUGGACAAGUCGAGACCGAAUUCAGUGUCGUUCGAUUCUAUGGCGAUAAAAAGAAGGCAGAUGCUGUCUAUGCCGGAUGCGAACCAUUGACUCCGGACGACAUCGCCGAGGUUAUUGUUUUUGCAGCUGGAAGAAGAGAGAACGUCGUUCUUGCCGAUACUCUAAUUUUCCCCAAUCAUCAGGCUGGCGCUGGAGGUGCCAUGUAUAAGAAGAGCUGAGAUCUCCUUUGUACAUUUCAUAUUUAUGCCCAUCAAAUAGACAGACAGAACAAGCGAUGAAAAACACAAUUUAUCGCAGAGAUGCAAUAGAUACUCCUAUGUUGUGCAUCAGAAUUCAGAAGCUUUAGCGUACAUUUUUAGAAAACUCGUUUGCAAUCAUUACCGUUCAGCGUUUCCUCUACUUUCGUUGUUUCCCAUACUCUUCGUCUUAGUAAGGGUUUUGGCUUGCUAUAUAGAAUUAUUGAAGAAUUUCUUUCUGUAUCCUACUAGGUAGUGAACAUGAAUGUUUCAGGAGAAGUCAAUGCUUUCCGAAGUAUCGCACAUGUAUUUUUGUCGGAUAACAAGCAGUUUUGGUCCCAUUCAUUAUCAAUACGAACGCGAAAUAAAAGUUGGACCUGUAAUUUCAGAGGCUGUCACGAAGAUUGACGGCGUAAACUUUCCAAUGUUGACCACAAGUUUGUCUGAGCUAAACUUUCUCUUCGAAGCUUUCUUUGAAUUAUUGGGAGCGGAGAGAGACAUCCGUCGCUGGUCCAGCUCGUCAACGAUAUAUGUAAUCUUCAACGCAGAGAUCGCCAAAAAUUGUUAGCCAUAUCAUGAACUCAUUGGAGAGUUUCGCCU
Messenger RNA from Botrytis byssoidea, 1625 nucleotides. RefSeq lists its product as uncharacterized. NCBI's taxonomy places the organism in Eukaryota, Fungi, Ascomycota, Leotiomycetes, Helotiales, Sclerotiniaceae. Bases 87 to 1007 code for a protein of 306 amino acids. Gene Ontology annotation, molecular function: oxidoreductase activity. Gene Ontology annotation, cellular component: cytosol. The transcript has 3 exons. The record is from RefSeq and is a predicted model, not a curated record.